Cololabis saira (Pacific saury) is the source of this 1603-nucleotide messenger RNA. RefSeq names its product BTB/POZ domain-containing protein KCTD12-like. The record is from RefSeq and is a predicted model, not a curated record. Bases 104 to 883 code for a protein of 259 amino acids. Gene Ontology annotation, biological process: protein homooligomerization; regulation of G protein-coupled receptor signaling pathway. NCBI's taxonomy places the organism in Eukaryota, Metazoa, Chordata, Actinopteri, Beloniformes, Belonidae. Gene Ontology annotation, molecular function: protein binding. Gene Ontology annotation, cellular component: postsynaptic membrane; presynaptic membrane. The transcript is spliced from 2 exons.
AUUAUAAACAUAUGUGUACAGUGAAGAAGAUACUCCCCAAACUGUCCGCCCCCUAAGUAUGCAAUAGUUACAGUCACGGGAUUGAGGGCAGAAGGAGACAGAAAUGGCUCAGACCGACAGGCAGAGUUCAUCUUUCCCCGAGCUGGUGGAGCUGAACGUGGGCGGCCAGGUGUUCGUGACCCGGCUGCAGACGCUCACCGCCGUGCCGGACUCCCUGCUGGGCACCGAGUUCACCAAACACUCCCCCGCAGACAUCCCCAGGGACGGCAAGGGCCGCUUCUUCUUCGACCGCGACGGCCAGCUCUUCCGAUACAUCCUGGACUACUUGCGGGACUCGCAGCUGUUCCUGCCGGAGUUUUUCCGGGAGAGGAAGCGGCUGCAGAGGGAGGCGGACUUCUUCAGGCUGCCGGGGCUGUCCAGGCUGCUGGCGGCGGCCGACCUGCCCGGCCGGCCCGGCGGGGAGACGGAGGACGGCGGGGAGCCGGAGCAGGCUGAGCCCGCCAGCCCGUGCAGAGCGGCGCGCUCCCCGGCGGGCGGCGCCGGGUACAUCACCGUGGGCUACCGGGGCAGCUACACCAUCGGCAGGGACAUCCAGGGGGACGCCAAGUUCCGCAGGGUGGCCAGAAUCACCGUCUGCAGCAAGAUCUCCCUGGCCAAAGAGGUGUUUGGGGACACCUUGAACGAGAGCCGCGACCCCGACCGGCCACCUGACAAAUACACGUCCAGGUAUUACCUGAAGUUUAACUUUCUGGAGCAGGCUUUCGACCGGCUGGCGGACGCUGGUUUCCACAUGGUGGCCUGCAACUCCACCGGGACCUGCGGGAACGACGCCGGGGACGACAAGCUGUGGACCAGCUACACCGAGUACAUCUUCAGCAGAUGAACUGGGAGUCUUUUGGCUUGCAGGGGGGAAAGUUUUUGAUCACAAGCUUUUUUCCAAGCAACACUGGGAUAAAACUUCACUAUUGUUAGGGUGCAUUGAUUAACACUCAUAACUGUCUCAAGCUGCGCCUAGAUUCAGUUUCUGCUGUGCUCAAUGGAGUUGGACUUCACUGUCACCAACCCCCCCUCCUGCUUUGUAAGGGACUUCAAACUUCAACAUCAGUCUAAUUUCUAGAGGCAAAGACAUUAUGACUCCUCGGGUAAUGCCACUGAGAGCCAUUGUGAGUUAUUUUUAUGGCCCACUGGCUUCAGAACAUUUAUGACUUUCAAAGAGACUGUUGUGUUCCUAAGUAAAUGACACAAAUGGCUCCCUGGGGUAGUAGUAAUGUUAGGAGCUUCUGUCCUCCGAUCCUUUGUAAACACCGCUUGACUUUCUAUUUCGCUUUAGAAAAUAUUAAUUUGGAUGUGUGCUUUAGUCUGGUUUGAUUUUUACUUACAACCCCUGCUCUACAGUGGGGUUUUCUCCUGUAAGUGUUCGAUUUUGAGUAACAUUACAGACGCUUCUAGGUAUGCUUCUUAUUUGAUUUUUUUGGUUCAAAUUGAUUCUAUUGACUGGACACUGCUUUUAAUACAGCAUUUUUUUAUAUGCUUGUAGAUGUGCUAUAAGCUGCCCUGCAUAUUCUCUAAUUUGAUAUACAGCAAAUAAAGUAUGAUAUUGUGA